Messenger RNA from Oenanthe melanoleuca, 3804 nucleotides. Its product is annotated as zinc finger protein 501-like. Gene Ontology annotation, biological process: negative regulation of transcription by RNA polymerase II. Gene Ontology annotation, molecular function: DNA-binding transcription repressor activity, RNA polymerase II-specific. Lineage: Eukaryota; Metazoa; Chordata; Aves; Passeriformes; Muscicapidae. The transcript is spliced from 4 exons. The record is from RefSeq and is a predicted model, not a curated record.
UGGUGGAACCUGUACAAGAUCCUGGAGGGUCUGGGAGGGGUCUCAGGGUCUCUAGAGGGGAAAUUUGGGGUUCUUAAAGGGAAUUUCUAGAAAAUUUGGGCUUUAUCUAGGGAAUUCUUGGGGUCCCAAUAGGGAAUUUUGGGGUUCCUUUUGAGAAUUUUUGGGAAUCUUGGGAUCCCCAUAAUGAAAUGUUGGGGGAAUUAAAGGGAAUUCUGUACUAUUGGUGGGGAUUUUGGGACUAUACUGAGAAUUUUGAGAAUUAUGGGGUCUCCACCAGGAAUUAUUUUUUUAAUUUUGUGUCCAAACUUUGGAAUUUUUUGGUUAGUAUUGUGAACUUUUGCAAUGUUGGGGGCCUCAAAUGCAAUUUUGGAGGAUGCCAUAGGGAAUUUUUGGGGUCCGUAUAAAAAUGCUUGGGCCCAAACAUGGGAAGUUUGGGUUCUCUAGAGGAAAUUUUUGGGAUCUCCUUAGGGAAGAUUUGGGAAUUCAGGGUCCAGUGUGGGACUUGGGGAAGAGGGAAUUUUGGGUGCUGAAAUAUGGCAAUGAGCAGCUGGCAUGAAGGCUGUGAGACCCAGGGCUCUGAUUUUAUGGUGAUUUUGGCUGCAGUGGGGGUGUUUCAGGGGAUUUGGACUUGUCUGUAGGGGAUCUGGGAGGCUCUGGGACGUCUAAAGGGAGCCUAUGGGGAUUCUCUAGCAGACUGGUGUGGCUUUGUGGCCCUGGGAGUUUUCUGGGAGUCUGCAGAAAGGAUCUGAGGGCUCUGCAGGAUCCAUAAAGGGAGUCUGGGAGGUCUUUAGGAGCUCGAUAGGGGAUCUGUAGGGGACUAGGGAGGUCUGAGGGUCUCUAUAGAGCAUUUGGGCUUGUCUGUAGGGGAUUUGGGGGGCUCUGGGUGGUCCCUAAUGUGGUCUGGGACAUUUGUAGGGGAUCCAUAGGGGCCUGGCAGACUCUAUAGAGAGACCAGGUGGAUCUCAGAGUCUCUAGAGGAGAAUUUUGUGUUUCUUAAAGGGAAUUUCUGGGAAUUUUGAGCUCUCUCCAGGGAAUUCUUAUGCUCCCUCUAGGGAAUUUUGUGGUUCCAAUAGAAAAUUUUUGGGAAUGGUCCUUAAAGGGAUUUGGGGGUCUCUUGGGAAUUUUGUGGUCCCCAUAAGGAAAUUAUGGGGUAAUUAAAGGGAAUUUCAUAGUGUUUGUAUGGGAUUUUGGCACCUAUAUUGAGAAUUUUAAGAAUUAUGGGGUCUACACUGGGAAGUUUUUUUAAAUUUAUAUCCAGACAUGGGAACUUUUAGGUCUCUAUUGGGAAUUUUUGCAAUGUUGGGGUCCGCAAAUGGAAUUUUGGGGGAUGCCAUAGAGAAUUUUUGGGGUCUCUACAGGCAAACUUGGGUCCAAACAUGGGAAGUUUGGUUUCUCUACAGGAAAUUUUUGACAUCUCCUUAGAGAAUAUUUGGGAAUUCAGAGUCCAAAUGUGUGACUUGGGUGAGAGGGAAUUUUGGGUUCUGAAAUAUAGCAGAGAGCAGCUGGCAUGAAGGCUGUGAGACCCAGGGCUCUGAUUUUAGGGUGAUUUUGGCUCCCUUGCAGGGAUUCAGGCCAGUUUGGGUGAGUUUAGGUCCAUUUGGGUGAUUUUAGCAAAAACCGGACACUUUCAGGGUUGAUUUUCCAGCCAUCGGGGAGAUUGAAGGGUGAUUUGGGCCAGUUGUGUGGAUUUUUAAUCAGUUUGGGAAAUUUUAGACCCCUUGGUUAGAUUUUAAGGCUAUUUGGCUGAUUUUAGACCAAACCAUGUGAGGAUACACGGUGGAUUUAUGGGCCUUUGUCUGUGUUUAAGCUAAACCUGAUCAACUUUAGGAUGAAUUUUAGGCCACUUUGGACAAUGUUAGGGCCAUACAGAUGAUAUUAGACCCCUUUGUGUAGAUUUGAGGCACCUUUGGUUGAUGUUAGGCCAAACCUUGUGGAUUUAGGAUGCACUUGAUGCCUUUUAUUGGUGAUUUUAGGCCAAACCGGAUCCUUUUGGGACCGUGGGGCGCCUUGGCCCCGCCCCUUUUCCCUCACAAUUCCCGCCCUUCCCUUGACCCAUCCCCUCCCAGUUCGCGGUUCCGAACGGGGCAGGAGGAGGAGGGAGGGAGGAAGAGGCGGAGCGGCAGCAGAAGCAGGAGGGGACAAGAAGCGAUUCGACCCUGAGCACGGAGCUGCCUGAACUCGCAGCGCCCCCGGGACCAUCGCCCCCCAUCCCGCAGGAUUUUCCAGCCCUUGGCCCACGGGAGGCAGAGGCUGCGAGGAAGAGGAAGAUGGCCCAGGAGCCCCAGGCAGACAAGGAGCUGAGCACGGACACCAGAGAGGACAAAUCCCCACGGCACAACCUGGUGGAAGAGGCCGUUUGCAGCAGCUCGACGCAGGAAUCCAACGGGGAGGAAAAGCCGCGGAGAUCCCGCACCAGGAGGGGCUGCAAACGCAGAUCUCGGGUAUCUGAGGAGGAAAGACCCAGCCUGGGCCGGGCAGGCGGCCAGAGAUGGAGCCAGAGCUCGGACCUGGUGGUCCAUGAGCAGCUUUGUGAUGGGGAAAAGCCCCAGAAGUGCUUGGAGUGUGGGAUGAGCUUCAGAUGGAGGUCCCUCCUGAUCUGCCACCUGAGGAUCCACACUGGGGAGAGGCCCUACGAGUGUGGGGAGUGUGGGAAGAGGUUUCACUCCAGCAGCAAUCUCCUCAAGCACCAGCGCACGCACACAGACGAGAAGCCCUUCCGCUGCCCUGACUGCAGGAAGGGAUUCAGGGAUAACUCCCACCUGAUCUCCCACCGGCGCAUCCACACCGGGGAAAAGCCCCACGAGUGUGAAGAGUGUGGGAAGAGCUUCAAAUGGAUCUCAAACCUGAUCCGCCAUCAAAUGAUCCACAGUGGGGAGAGGCCCUACGAGUGUCCUAAAUGUGGGAAGAACUUUACCACCAGCUCCAAGCUACUCCAGCACUAUCAGACACACACAGGGGAGAGGCCCUACGAGUGUCCUGACUGUGGGAAGGGCUUCAGGCAAAACUGCCACCUUAUCAUCCACCGGCGCAUCCACACCGGGGAGAGGCCCUACGAGUGUGACGAGUGUGGGAAGAGCUUCUCCCACAGAGCAGCCUUGACCAAACACCAACGGAGGCACCAUUGAGGGAAGCCCUGCGAGUGCCCCGAGUGCGGGAAGAGCUUCAGAUGGAGGUACCUCCUGAUCUACCACCAGAGGAUCCACACUGGGGAGAGGCCAUACGAGUGUGGGGAGUGUGGGAAGAGGUUUCACACCAGCUCCAGUUUCCUCAGGCACCAGUGCAUGCAUACAGAUGAGAAGCCCUUCCACUGCCCUGACUGCGGGAAGGGAUUCAGACAAAACUCCCACCUGAUCUCCCACCGGCGCAUCCACACAUGGGAAAAGCCCCACGAGUGUGAUGAGUGUGGGAUGAGCUUCAGAUGGAGCUCCAACCUGAUCAGGCACCAGAUGAUCCACACUGAGGAGAGGCCCUACAAGUGUGAGGUGUGUGGGAAGGGCUUCAUGGAGCGAGGCAAGCUCAUCCUUCACCAAAGUAUUCACACAGGGGAGAGGUCCUACGAGUGUGACGAAUGUGGGAAGAGCUCUUCCCACAACUGAACCUUGGGAAGACACCAAUGGAGGCACCAGUAAGGGAAGCCCUGUGAGUGCCCCGAGUGCGGGAAGAGCUUCAUGCAGUGGUCCAACUCCAUCCCCCACUGCAGGAGCCACGUUGGGCAGAGGCCUGGUGACCCACAUUCCCUGGGAUCCAUGUUGAGUAGGCACUUACCUGGUUAUCCUUUUGUGUUGGCCUUCCGUUUCUCUCUCU